GUGCCUCCGGCAACCUCUCCGUCUGGAGCACGCACCCACACGCACGCACACAGACACAAACGAACCCUGCCGCGAGUCGCUCGCGACGCACACGCACCCGGGCGACAAUGUCGCGCGAGAUCGAGUACAUGGAGGAGGAGUCGAUCCCCUGCCCGAUCGUGCUCCUGCGGGGAGAGAUGCUCACCGAGGAGAUGGACGGGCUGUACCGUGUCACCACCAAGGAGAACGCCGUGUCUGACAUACUUACCGUCCGCCUAGCCUGCGGAGCCGGCGACGCCGCCACCUUCUCAGGGUCGCGGUUGUACUACGAGGCCCGGGUGGAGUCGGGUGGCGCGGUGGUGCUCGGCCUGGCCGGCCCUGGGUUCGACGAGGGGGUAGAGAACCAACCAGAGCGGCCGGGGGUCGGGGACGUGAUGCCGAGCUGGGCGUUCGACGGCGCGCGCAGGAGGAAGCGCACCCGGCAGAUCAGCAACAUGUACGGGCAGCGGUGGAAGGCCGGGGACAUGGUGGGCGUGCUGCUGGACAUCGACACCAAGGAGAUCUCGUUCAGCCUCAACGGGAAGGAUCUCGGCCCGGCCUUCACUCUCAACGACGAGGAGGUGAAGGGCCUAUACCCGGCCGCCUCCCUCCACUUCGGCCAGGCCGUCGUUUUCAACUUCGGGCGGGCGCCGUUCGAGUACAACCCUCGCGAGCGCGGCAGCAAGCCCCAGGAGCCGGCCAUCAUCGAGGCGCCCGCCAAGCCCAAGUCCCGCCGGAAGUCGACGCCGACAAAGCCUGCCGCUGCUGCCCCCGUCCCCGCCGCACCUGCUCCUGCUGCUGCUGCUUCUGCUGCUGCUGUGGGUCCGAGGGCCGGGAAGGGCAAGCGUGCGAAAGGCGAGAGCGCCGGCGCCGGUGGGGCAGACGGCGUCGACGACGAGCCCGCCAGUGACGGUGACGCAGAGCCCGUGUACGUGGACAAGAAGGCGGCAGAUGCCACUGGUGGUAGCGGCAGCGGUAGCAGCAGCAUGAGGUCAAACGGCCACACCCAGGCUGGCGGCCGCGGCAAGGGCAGCAAUAACGCCUCCUCCGCCGGUGUGGACGUCGAGUCCGAGGCGCAGGCCGAGUUCGACCGACAGACGAAGGAGAUCGACGGCCUCCUCAGACACGAGACGCUGCUGGAAGGCAUGCACGAGAUGCACACGAGGCACCGGCGGGAGCGCAAGGCCCUUCUCGCCACCCAACGCAAAGAGGGGCGUUCCCCGUCCAAAGGGGGUGCCCCCCCCCCUUUUUUUCGAGGGAUUUGUGACAAGCGGCGUUUUGGUGGCAGGGUUUGA
Molecule: messenger RNA, 1313 nt
Organism: Ectocarpus siliculosus
Lineage: Eukaryota; Phaeophyceae; Ectocarpales; Ectocarpaceae
Source: the annotation of a GenBank genome assembly